AUGCUGAGCAGGUGGAUGAGUGGCAGCAGCAGGAACCUGGACCGCGAGUACAACUGCACCGUGCGGCUGCUGGACGACAGCGAGUACACCUGCACCAUCCAGAGAGAUGCCAAGGGCCAGUACCUGUUCGACCUUCUCUGCCACCACCUGAACCUGCUGGAGAAGGACUACUUCGGCAUUCGGUUUGUGGACCCCGACAAGCAAAGGCAUUGGCUGGAAUUUACCAAGUCGGUUGUGAAGCAGAUGAGGGCCCAGCCUCCCUUCACCAUGUGCUUCCGCGUGAAGUUCUAUCCCACGGACCCCGCUGCGUUGAAGGAGGAGAUCACCAGGUAUUUAGUCUUCCUGCAGAUCAAAAGGGAUCUCUACCAUGGCCGACUCCUCUGCAAGACGUCGGAUGCUGCUUUGUUGGCCGCCUAUAUCCUUCAAGCCGAGAUCGGGGACUACGACCCAGGGAAGCACCCGGAAGGCUACAGCUCCAAGUUCCAGUUCUUCCCCAAACACUCGGAGAAGCUGGAGAGGAAAAUUGCGGAGAUCCACAAGUCGGAGCUGAGUGGGCAGACACCAGCUACUUCAGAGCUGAAUUUCCUCAGGAAAGCCCAGACUCUGGAGACCUACGGGGUUGACCCCCACCCUUGCAAGGACGUGUCGGGGAAUGCGGCGUUUUUGGCCUUCACUCCCUUCGGUUUUGUUGUUCUGCAGGGAAACAAGAGAGUUCACUUCAUCAAGUGGAACGAGGUGACCAAAAUGAAAUUCGAAGGGAAGACUUUCUAUUUAUACGUAAGUCAGAAAGAGGAGAAGAAAAUUGUUCUUACCUAUUUUGCCCCAACACCAGAAGCCUGCAAACACCUCUGGAAGUGUGGGAUAGAAAACCAGGCUUUCUACAAGUUGGAGAAGUCAAGCCAGGUCCGGACAGUGUCCAGCAGCAACUUGUUCUUCAAGGGAAGCCGGUUCCGAUACAGUGGCCGCGUUGCGAAGGAGGUGAUGGAGUCCAGCGCCAAGAUCAAGCGGGAGCCGCCCGAGAUUCACCGGGCAGGGCUGGUGCCGAGCCGGAGCUGCCCCUCCAUCACCCACGGCCCCCGCCUGAGCAGCGUGCCCCGCACCCGGAGGAGAGCCGUGCACAUCUCCAUCAUGGAAGGCCUGGAGUCUCUGCGCGACAGCGCCCACUCGACGCCCGUGCGCUCGGCCUCCCACGGCGACGCCUUCGCGGCCCCCGGCCGGAGCGGCCGCGCCGAGAGCAGCGAGCGGGUGGCCGUCAUCGCCGACGAGAACUACAGCCCGGCAGACAGCGUGCUGCCCACGCCGGUGGCCGAGCACAGCCUGGAGCUGAUGCUGCUCUCGCGGCAGGCGAACGGGGCCCCGUGCAGCAUCGAGGAGGAGAAGGAGUCGGAGGCCGGCACGCCGGCGGCGGCCGAGGCGGAGGAGGCGGGCGGCGAGCUGCGGGCCCUGUGCCCGGGCGCCGGCGGCCUGGGGGCGGCGCAGGCGGAACAGGUGAAUAAGUUUGUUUUAAGUGUCCUCCGUUUGCUCCUUGUGACAGUUGGACUCCUCUUUGUUUUGCUCCUCCUCCUGAUCGUCCUUACCGAGUCCGACCUUGACACUGCCUUUUUCCGUGAUAUCCGCCAGACCCCCGAGUUCGAGCAGUUCCAUUACCAAUACUUUUGUCCCCUCAGGCGAUGGUUUGCCUGCAAAGUCCGCGCCGUGGUAAGCCUGCUCAUUGACACCUGAAGGCAGGAGUCGCCACGUAACUAGCCGGGGGCCUGGGGAGAGACCUGCCGCCGUCCCCCGCGCGCAGGACCCGCCGGGGCGCCUUCGGCACACACACUAAUCCUCCCUUCCCGACCCAGAGCCCGGCGCGGCCCAGGA
Molecule: messenger RNA, 1860 nt
Organism: Gavia stellata (red-throated loon)
Lineage: Eukaryota; Metazoa; Chordata; Aves; Gaviiformes; Gaviidae
Gene: FRMD5
Product: FERM domain containing 5
Exons: 14
Coding region: 1-1722 (573 amino acids)
Cellular component (GO): cytoskeleton
Molecular function (GO): cytoskeletal protein binding
Source: RefSeq, a predicted model, not a curated record